Messenger RNA from Paramuricea clavata, 1570 nucleotides. Lineage: Eukaryota; Metazoa; Cnidaria; Anthozoa; Malacalcyonacea; Plexauridae. The record is from the annotation of a GenBank genome assembly.
AUGGAAAAGAACCAACUGAAACGCAAGCGAACUAAACUCCGAUGUCUGGUUUGCCAGCAAACGUUUGAUGACGAUUAUCGAAAAGAACAUAACAAAAAGUACCAUGCAAAUUUGCUAAAGGUGGGAACAUCUAUUGCGUACGAGACUGUUGGAGCGCCAGCGAACCCAUUCGUUUGUUCACAAAAACACAAAAAGGUGAGUAAUAAUUACCUCUGUUUAAAAAGAUAUGGCAAAUAUUCAUAUAUAAACGGAAUGCAGUUCGCUAUUCGCAUCCGUCCUAGUAACAUAAAUCACAUAUUCAUGGUUCAUUAGGUGUCUACAGAAUCUGUGGUUACUGGUGUUUUGAAAGCUGGACCUUCUCAUGUAACUGAAGACAAUGAAGAGUCAAGUCAGAACACCCAAGGCCCAUCCCAUCUUACCAUCAGUGUAAACAGUGAAAAUCCAGAACUUGUUUGUACGGUUCAAGAAGAAGACGUGCAGCACGAAGAUGAAAAUACACCACCGCAUGGCAAUGAAGAAGUUGAAGAACAGAGAACGGUAAUUUAACAUUUUUGUUGCGUGUGCUUUAAUCAAAAAGGCUUCCUAAGCUAUAUAAAGGAAUUAGAUAGCAGUUAACCCAUAAUAGUAAUUUCUUAUUGUUAAACUUUGCAGAUGCCCGAAAAUCAGGAAAUUGGAGAAAAAGAAAGUGAAGAACUUCAAAGUGAUCAGGACGAAUCAACAGAAUCGGAAACGUGGAUAUCCUGUGCAGGUCACCUUCAAUAUCUUAAGUCGCAACUACGUGUAAGUGAAGAAAUUGCCAAUGAAAUUGAAUCCGCUGAAAAUGUCAAUGAAGAAUAUUUCUUGAUCAGAAUAAAAAGAAUUCACGAAGCAGGUAAAAGAAUCCUCAAGCCAUCUCCUGAAGCUAUCAUCCAAGGUCCUGGAAAAACUCGAAAGUUCAAAGGAUAACCUUGACGAGUCUAACGAGGACACCGCCUUGCCAUUGCUUGAUCCUGGAGAAAGAUCGACCAACUUGACAGAAAACCAGAAGAAGUAUCUUAUCAGAGUUGGACCACAUCAACCGAUCCUGCAACAAUAUCCAAGUACUACCAGGGUUACAAAUGAAAGUCACAAGCAUUUGCACUUCAAUCCAGCAUGGUUUAAAGAAUAUCCUCACCUUGAGUACAGCCUGUCAAAGGACGCUGCUUUCUGUUUCGUUUGCUCUUUGUUUGGUAAUAGUCCUGGCACGGAAAAGGCAGACAACGCAUGGGUCAAAGAAGGCGUUCGAUCGUGGCACAAGUUUAAAAGUUGUGGUACAAAGAAACCAGGAAAACUCGCAAAGCAUUUUUCGUCCCAGGCCCACAAUAGUGCACUCCUUUCCUAUGCUCACUUCGCCAAAACAUCCGGACACAUUGAUGUCCUGUUGGAUAAAGCAAGGUGUUCCGCCCUCAUUCAAGAAGAAAAAGAUCUUCAGCAAAACAGGAGAGUAAUGGAGAUAUUGUUGGAUAUAACCAAAACCCUUGGACGUCAAGGGAUUGCAUUCCGGGUCAUGGGAGUGACGAUGACGGAAACUUCAAGCAAAUUGUAUAACUAG